Molecule: messenger RNA, 741 nt
Organism: Mangifera indica (mango)
Lineage: Eukaryota; Viridiplantae; Streptophyta; Magnoliopsida; Sapindales; Anacardiaceae
Product: protein SODIUM POTASSIUM ROOT DEFECTIVE 2
Exons: 2
Coding region: 54-446 (130 amino acids)
Molecular function (GO): metal ion binding
Source: RefSeq, a predicted model, not a curated record
UUCGAAGCUAAAUCCUUUACACAAUCAAUAAAAAUCUUCUAGUUCAAGUUCAAAUGGCGGACUUGCAAAUAGUUCCGGCUUGCAAGAAAGUAGAGGCACAGUAUGUGGAGUUGAUGGUACCUUUAUAUUCUUAUGGGUGUGAGAAGAAAGUAAAGAAGACUUUAUCCCAUCUCAAAGGUAUUUACUCAGUAAAUGUGGAUUAUGAACAACAAAAGGUUAUAGUGUGGGGGAUAUGCAACAAAUAUGAUGUUUUGGAAACAAUGAAAAGUAAGAGAAAAGAAACUCGUUUUUGGAACGAAGAAGAUAACUUUGUAAUGGAAAAAUCAGAAUUCCCUUCACUUCCUCCUCCGAAGCACUCAAAAAUGCCUUAUUUGACACUAAUUAGGGCUCAGUCUUUCAAGUGGAAAGCAUUUGAAAAGGUCUUCAAGAGAUCAAAUUCCUUUUGAAAAACUUCUAAUUUCCAAUUAAGAAUUAAUGCGUGUAUAUUUGACAACAUAAAGCAUUCCGGCUCUUUUAGUCUCUUUGGUCUUAUUUCAAAUUAUCCAAAGAGGAGGUUCAUGCUCUCAUUUGUGUUCUUUGAAUUUGGCCACUGCCCUCAGGUUUGUUUAAACUUUGAAUUUGGGAGAAAAAUAAUUCGUCCAUGUGUUAGGCGAUGAAUUUUUCUUUUGUUUGUUGAUUUUCCACCUAUGUAAAUGUAAUAUUUUGAAUGGAAUAUGUAUAGUAAGAACUUGUUUCAAGAAA